This is a messenger RNA of Dromiciops gliroides (monito del monte), 3380 nucleotides long. RefSeq names its product yippee like 4 (gene YPEL4). Lineage: Eukaryota; Metazoa; Chordata; Mammalia; Microbiotheria; Microbiotheriidae. The transcript is spliced from 5 exons. The record is from RefSeq and is a predicted model, not a curated record. Bases 424 to 807 code for a protein of 127 amino acids.
UGAGGCAGCUCCACAACAUACAGCCACAUUCACCCACAGACAGAGCCCGAGCUGGAGACCCCCCCACCCUCAACUCCCGGCCCCCAGCGCUUCAUCCAGCCCCCUGACAGCUUGCCCCGGGCCCAGGCCCUUUGGGACCCACAUCCCCCCUUCCCGAUCGAAGGCGGAAAAAAAAAAAAAAGGAAGAGAGAAGAGUGAGAGAUAUAUACAUACGGAGAUCUCUGGAGCAGACCUCAAGGUGACCUCCAUUUCUAGCCGGUUCUCGUCUGGGGGGGGCCCUGGUUGGGCAGCCCCCCCACAUUUCUCCUGUCCUGAAACACGGCUCUAGCCAACCUGCUUCGCUGCUUCACCUGCGAUCGUCUGUGUGGGGGCUGCACAGCGCCAGCCCCCCCAGCCCGGCAGGGCAUUGCCCUCCAACCCGUCAUGCCCAGCUGUGAGCCUGGUCCAGGCCCUGCCUGCCUCCCCACCAAGACCUUCCGCAGCUACCUGCCUCGGUGUCAUCGUACAUACAGCUGUGUUCACUGCAGGGCACACCUGGCCAAGCAUGAUGAGCUCAUCUCCAAGUCCUUCCAGGGGAGCCAUGGCCGGGCCUACCUGUUUAACUCUGUGGUCAACGUGGGUUGUGGGCCAGCUGAACAGCGUCUCCUGCUCACUGGCCUCCACUCGGUGGCUGACAUCUUCUGUGAGAGCUGCAAGACCACCCUGGGCUGGAAAUAUGAACAAGCCUUUGAGACCAGCCAGAAGUACAAGGAGGGAAAGUACAUCAUUGAAAUGUCGCACAUGGUGAAGGACAACGGCUGGGACUGAGGGGCUCAGGCAGGAUGCCCCAUCCGCAUGCCCCACACCCUGCCCCCAGUACCUUGCCCCUGGCCUCGACAUGCUGUCUGUCCAUCCUAGCACCAGUACUGUCCUACCCUGCCCCCCUGGGCAAAACCCAGCUCUGUCUAGCCCCAUCCACCCCACCACAUCCCUACAGAGGCCCUCUUUGGAACAGGGGCCUGAGCUGGUCUGGGGUAUUCUGGGGGGAUGCUCAAGGGACAGGAUAAAUGGAUGGCAAUGGAGGGGGUAGAAAAAGUUGGGGUGAUGGUUCUGGCUCCAGAGUCACAGAAUUCAGAUCCUUCUGCCUUUGGGGUGUUUUGAAGGUGGGAACUGGCAGGGGCAGAACCUCUCCUCCCAGUAGGUAGGGGUUCAGAUAUGGCAUAGCCUCCAGAUGCUUGGGCAAAGAACUCUGCUGCUGAGGCAUGCAGAGCCUGGCCUAGGAAAAUGGUAGGUCCUAGGCCACAGACAAGCAGGAAGAGAUAGCAUCAGGGGUUGGAGGGAGACUGUCCUCCAGCUCUUUGAGCUAAAGGCUUCAGAAUGUGAUUGAAGCAGAAAGGCCUCCCCGAGGGCAGAGAAGACCUCAGUCCCAAGUCCGAGGAAGAGACAGAAGGAUCACUGGGAUUUCAUUUCACUUGGCACUUGUUCGUUUACCUUGGCACUAAUGAGGCACUUUUGCAUAUAUAAUCUUUGCCAUUGGGUUGGGUGGGGGAGGCUGCCCCCGUGACUUCCCUCCCCAGCUGGCUUUGUUGCCAGGGGGCAUUGGUCCAUGGUGCCCCAUAGGCUCCAGCCAUUGCUUCCUGGGACUCAGGCAACUGGGAAUGAGGUGGGAACUCAGUGCCACAGGCCGGACUUUCCUGUGGCUGCCACCAGCGCACGAAACUUUUGUAUUCAAGUGUUUGAGUUUAUUUUUAAUAAAAAUGGGAAAAAAACAGCUGAGUGCAGAGGUUUGCCCUAUAUCCUACCUGUGGCACCCACACCAGAGGUAGGGCAGCAGGCUCCUUGUCUAUGAGGGGGGAAGCGGUUUUAUAAUUUUAUGCUUAUUUCCCUUUGCAUCCACCAGGGGGCAGCAGAGCUUUGCUAGUAGGAGACCCAUCUCUCCUCUUUAUCUGACCCAAGGGUUUUUAGGGGAAAUUUUGCCUACAGGGUAAUUUCAUGAUUUGUGAAGGUCAGUUUGAGUCCUAGCAGUCUGUGCUGGCGGUGGGGGUGGUUGUGACUUCCCACAUCCAGGUACACCAGGCUUCAAGUCUGGGAAUAUGAUGUGAUCUGAGCUCAGAGAUCCUUCUCGAUUCCAGGUGACUCUCAGAUUAAUAUUUGUAUAGCACUUUUAUAAGUUUUACAAAGCCUUUUACAAAUAGUACCCUAUUCAAUCAUCACAGCAACCUUGGGAGGUAGGGGCUACUAUCCCAUUUUUACAUGGAUGAGGAAACUGAGACACAAAGAAGUUAAAUGUCUUGCCCAAGGUCACACAGCUAGUGAGGUCAUAUUUAAGGUCGGGUGUCGUCUUCCUGAAUGAAUAUUGGCUCUAUCCACUUGGCCACUGGUUGUCUCUAGACUCUACUUUAGGGGAAAAAAAAAUCAGCAAAGGGGCAGCUAGGUGGCACAGUGGUUAAAGCACCGGCCCUGGAGUCAGGAGUACCUGAGUUCAAAUCCGGCCUCAGACACUUGACACUUACUAGCUGUGUGACCCUGGGCAAGUCACUUAACCCCCAUUGCCUCACUAAGGAAAAAAAAAAUCAGCAAAGAUUCCCCCCACAAUCAGCAGAAAUUGGGAGUUGCUCAAAGUUGAUUGGGACUCUGUCAACCAUGGGCUGCUAUUGGUCAGUUUUGACUGCUUCCCUUACUGGAAUACUUUAGAUACUCAGCACCUGAAGUGCUUGGGGGAUGUUACAGAGCACUAAACCAUGAAGUCUAAGUGAUGAAUUAGAAGGGGUGUUGGAAGUCAUCUCAUUCAAUCCCUUACCCAAAGCAUAGAUCUUUGCUAAGUAUAUCACAAAAGUUCCAGGACUCACUUGGUCUCUACUCUUUGGCCAACAUGCAUUUAUUAAGCACCUACUAGGUGCCAGGCACUGUGCUCUUAAGCACUUAGAUGGGGAUUCAAAGGAAGACAAAAAAAAAAAAAAGCCCCUGCUCUCAAGGAACUCAAAGUCUUCAUUAAACUUCCCAAAGAACCAAAACCCCAUUCUUCUUAUGGAGUACUUAAAGCUAAGGAAGAACAAAAGUGGAGUGAGCACUGUGAGGGAUGGCAAGGUUACAGCAAACAAAAGUAGCAGGAAACAUGCCUCACAGAGACCUUGCUCCUAAGACACCACCCAGCCAAUGAGUGCAGCACCCAGACUACUCGAGAGGGCACUGAAGGGCAGCAGACAAAUGAAGGAUGGAAUGGAAGCACUUGGGCAGGAUGGGGAUAUACCCUACAUGCUGAGACUCCAGGAUCUAUGUGGAACUCUCUGGUGUCCUGGAUUCUGCCUGCCCAAGUGGCUGGAGACGCUGGGAAAUAGGGCCUUCCCCUCAGUUUCCUCAACUGGAAAGCAAGAUGGAGUUGCCCUCCGAGGUUCUUUUUA